Molecule: messenger RNA, 558 nt
Organism: Coccomyxa subellipsoidea C-169
Lineage: Eukaryota; Viridiplantae; Chlorophyta; Trebouxiophyceae; Coccomyxaceae
Product: ferritin
Exons: 4
Coding region: 1-558 (185 amino acids)
Biological process (GO): intracellular iron ion homeostasis; iron ion transport
Cellular component (GO): cytoplasm
Molecular function (GO): ferric iron binding; ferrous iron binding
Source: RefSeq, a predicted model, not a curated record
AUGAACAGCCCCGACGUGGAUGACUCAUUUGCACGCUUGAAUUACCAUCAGGACAGCGAGAUCGGCGUCAACGAGCAGAUUAACCACGAGUACUCGAUGUCAUACCAGUACCACGCCAUGUCCAACUACUUCAACAGGGACAACGUCGGCCUGCCCGGCUUUGCAGCUUUCUUUCGUGCUUCCAGCCUGGAGGAGCGAAACCAUGCCCAGCAGCUUAUGGACUUCCAGGCCACGCGCGGAGGCCGGGUGAAGCUGGCAGCACUGGCAGCGCCCCCCUCAGACUACAACCAUGAGCAGAAGGGGGAUGCUUUAUACGCAAUGGAGCUGGCUUUGGCGCUUGAGAAGCUCAACUUCAAGAUGCUCUUCGAGCUGCACGAGACUGCUGAGAAGCGCAAGGACGCCAAUAUGACUGAUUUUGUGGAGGAGAUGCUCUCAGAGCAGGCCCAGGGAGUGAAGGAGGUGUCAGAAUAUGUGGCACAGCUGCGACGUGUGGGCAAGGGCCUCGGAGUGUACGAGUUUGAUGCCAAAAUGGCUCAGCGUGCCACCACCUUGGCUUGA